GGGGUUUACAUGUAUAACUGAGAAAAAAGGUCCUUGGAUGGUUGACUAUUAGUUUAAUAGGUACUAGAACGAUUUAAUAUGGACAUUCAAAGUAAGCUUAUUUCACAAAGCCAAAUAGUGAUACCUAAUUUAGAUUCUCAUAAUCAUAUUCCAGAAAAACACUGCAAGUUUCCCAUAUUUUCCAUGCGUUUUCAUAGUAAACGCGCCAGUAAAGGAAUUUAUUUACAUAUUUAUUUAUUCACAAACACUAAUUUUUAUUAGUAAUUACAUGCAAAGGAAACUUACAACUAAGUAGAUAUUUGAUUUACAAAAAAAAAGCAAUACAAAUGCUUGACUAGGAAAUACUAACUAGCAAUACACACAAAUAAAAGAGCGAUGUCCUGAUACAACAAAUCCAGUAUUAUAAAACCACUAAAACCAGAAAAUGCUUGGGGUUUUCGCGAGUAUUUUCAGCCACGAGUCUUUUAUGCUUACACAUUGAAUGAAACUUUAAAUUUACACUUAUAACACUAGCAAAACACUAGAUAAAUCCGAAUUUACGAUAAAAUAAUUGUCAGCACAAACUGAACAUCAUUUGUAUCAGCGGCCAUCUUGAAAAUCCGGCAUGCACGUGACGUCACAGCAAUUGUGAACAAAUUUAGCCGAUUGAGCAAUCAUUCUUGGGUAUCCAUCACGUCACUUUGUAACCGGGUUAGAAAACGGUAUGUCGUUUCUCUAACCGUUUUGUAACCCGGUUGGUUAGUUAAACCGGAGCCACGUGAAAAGAACUUUAUGCCUUGGUAUCCUAUUUCAUUUUUAUUUUCAAUAAAAUAGGUAUAGAUUUGUUAUUACCUAUUGCUACGUUACCUAAUUUACUUUUGAUAACAUUGGGAAUACGUAUUUACUUAUCUAUAAACAAAUACGUACUUAUACAUAUAGACGUGUUUCAAAUAUUUACUCAAUAAUCGUAAUCUCGAAAAAAAUAUUAGCCUAAUUAUUAUUCAAAUAAACACUCCUAUCACGUGACAUUUAAUCGCUGACAUGGACCAAUCAGCGAACGCCAAAACAGAAAUGUUGAUAGUCAACUGUCAAAAAAAUUUAGUCAGUCCAGAGAAAUACAUCUAUGAGAAAUGAAAUGAGGUGAAGUGCUGUUGAAAGUUCACAAAAAUUCGCGAUAAAAGUGCCAGUAGUUGAAAUUAUAAUUAAUUUGCUCGUAAUUACAGUUCAGUACAUACGUAAAAAUGGACUCGUUGCCAGUUACAUUAAUAGUUAAAGCUCCAAAUCAACAAAUUGAAGAUCAGAAGAUUAGGUGUGAAACAUCUUGGUCUAUAAAUAGAUUGAAACAGCACUUAUCUGAAGUGUAUCCUAGCAAACCACCACACCAUGAACAAAAACUGAUAUAUUCCGGCCAGUUAUUGAACGACUCUGUAAUACUAAAAGACGUGUUGAGGCAAUACGAAGGUCAGGAUACACACACUGUGCACCUAGUUUGUACGCCAUUACAUACAAGGAUGAAUACAAGACCUAGACAGACCACAGCUGAUAGUAGAAGUCCUGGAAAUAGCAACACAAAUUCGCCAAGUUCUAGCAGUAGUGCCAGUAGGAGAGAUGCAACACAACCUCAACAUCAGGAGGUACCCCAAAACAGAGUCGAGCCAGACAAUCAUAGAGUUCCUACAAAUUUUCCAAAUGCCAGAUUUCCAGAUAAUAGUUUUCCUUGGACAAAUUACAACGGUCAGAUGCCCCAAAUGGAUACCAACGCUUUGAAUCAGUAUCAGUUGCAAAUGGCUUGGAUGCAGCAAGCUUAUAUGCAGUACAUGACGCAAUAUAUGCAAUUUGCUUCUGGUCAAACGCUAGCUACUCCAACUCAAAACCCUCACCUAAUUGCUAAUGCAGCUCCACCAAACGCCCAACCAAAUGAACCACCCCAAGCCGCCCCCCAACCAAACGCAGUGCCCCAAAACCUACAGGAAAAUGAAGAAAGAGACUGGCUCGAUGUAUUUUACAUGCUCAGCAGAGCAAUGGUACUAUUCAGUGUGGUAUACUUUUAUUCCAGUCCCAUACGAUUUGUUUUUGUCUUACUUUUGGGAAUCGCUCUGUAUUUAUAUCAAGCAGGGUUUUUCAGGAAUAUAAAUAUCAAUAAUAAUAACAUGAAUGGUACUCCAGAAGGUGAUCCACAAGAGGAGCAAGCUCCCACCAGGUUUACGGUAGCUUGGACCUUUAUUACGACAUUUUUUGCGUCCUUGAUACCGGAAAUACCAAAUAUAAAUGCGUGAGAUCAGGCGGAAUUGUGAAAAUUAUUUAUUGCAUUUAAAUGUGGACUUUUUUCUAUGAAGAAUGUUAAAAAAUAGUACCUGAUGUAAAAACUACAGGAAUAGGUAUUUCUAUUAGGUCUUUUAAAGGUCUUGAACUAAUCAAAAAUUUGAUUUAAUUGGUUUUUUUUCUAUGGGUGGGUAAUCGAACUUCUAUGUUAUUUAUUUAUGUUUUACUAUUGUGAUCUAUUUGAAAUAAAAAUAAAAGAUAUAACCUACUGGUAAUUUGAUUGUUAUCUUGACUAGGAAUGUCGAAUGUAUGUAUUUGGAUUGACCUGCUGAAAACUGAAAGGACCACGCACGGAUCUUAUGAGAAAAAAUAAAUUUCAGGAUUGUCAUGAAAUUGAAAUAUGUUAUGCUUCUCGACCUGAACGUAAGUUCUCGUAGGCCCAAAAAGAUCCUAUGAUUAGUUUCGGUGAUACAGGGCCGGGUUAACAUAAAAAUUUUGACAAAAAAUAGACAUUUCAAAAUAUGUUGAGUUUAGGCAAUGAGAUAUUCUAGGUUAAAAACAGGUAAAAAAAGUCGAGAUAAUGUCAUCCGAAGCUUUUUAGGUUGAAAAUUUGUUGAAAAAUGCCAAAAAUAUGUCAUUUUUGGUUAUGAAUUAAAUUAAUGACCAGGAGAUUCUGGAGAUUUUUCUUAUAUUAUUUUUUUUUAUCGGUUCUGUAGCUCCGAAACUAAUCAUAGGAUUUUUUUGGGCCUACGAGAACUUACGUUCAGGAGGUCGAGAAGCAUAACAUAUUUCAAUUUCAUAACAAUCGUGAAAUUUAUUUUUUCUCAUAAGAUCCGUGCGUGGUCCUUUGAAUCCAUUGUUGGAAAAAGUAAAAUUAAUGCUCACUAUACUCAAUAACACUAGUUUCAUGUUUCACUACGCUGUAGCUUCAUCAGAGUAUCAUCUUCCUUUCUGGCCUAUAAAUAUUACAUAUACGUAUUCGGAUGGCCAUUAUAAACUCCUGAUUUCCAAUUUUUCACAUUGUAUCUGAUUUGCUUUUAUUGUUCUGUUUCUUCUUAAGAUGUUUAGUUUACUAAGCUGAAUUUGAAGUUUUGAAAGCAAUAUUGGUAAAUUUUUCUAGUUUAUUUAAGUAAGAACUAAGUUUUACUUGCUAAAUAUUUUUAACUUUUAAAACAUUUUUCUGAAUUGUUUAAAUUAUGUAGGUGCUAGUAGUUAAUUUACGUAUACAUAUACAGUAAUCAAACCAUAGUCUGAUGAAGCUACAGUGCAACCAAACAUGUUACUUAUAUUAAAUGUAGUGAAUAUCUAUACAAAUUAUUUUGCAGUUUUCAUCCAUGUAUGUUAAUCACUGACUGAAAAUUUCUUUCUAAUUAACACCAAUGUAUUAUCUAAUAAUUUCAGUCUGUUUAUUGUACAUUAUUAUACAUAAAACUACAAUUGAUUUAAAUAAUUUUAUUAUUGCUAGUAGAGAUCUGUUUAUAAAAGAAAAUAAUAAUAAUGAAGCUUUUACUGUAAGCAGUUACCUGUAUAUACUUAUUGUAUUUGUAUUAUUAGCUUUAAAUGAUGAAAUGUGAUUUAGAUACAUUAUUAAUAUUAAUAAAAGUAAUCUCUGUAUAUUCUGGAAAUUAAAAGGUAUUUCUAUUUAUUAUUUG
Messenger RNA from Ceutorhynchus assimilis (cabbage seed weevil), 3893 nucleotides. The record is from the annotation of a GenBank genome assembly. NCBI's taxonomy places the organism in Eukaryota, Metazoa, Arthropoda, Insecta, Coleoptera, Curculionidae.